CCCAAAUUGCUAUAAAGGGAGGUUAGAAGCAAAGGUAUGAGCAUCAAGAGAGGGACAGUAAUCGGUGUUUGAGAGCAUUUGAGAGACUGAGAGCUGUUUCUUGUUUUCUUUCUGUCAUUCAACUCCAGCCAUGGCUCAAGGCAAAGAAGACCAAAGCAUGAAACGAAAGCUGUCUACUGCAAGGGAAAAGCAGCCAAAGGAAACUCCAGGCAAAGACGGGCAAAGCAUGAUAGGACAACAGUCCUUUCAAGAAAUGGAAUUCCCGAGUGCAAAAGCAAACAUGGAUGACGCAAUGAAGAUUCUUAAUCUGUUGGAAAGGGGCAAUGAAGAAAGAGUUGUCCUCGCCGGGGAUGCAGGGACAGGGAAAACAUGGUUGGCCCGACAAAUAACCAAGUUUGCAACCGGUUCCAAAGGCUCCUUCUAUAUGUCUCUUUGGAUAUCUCUGAAUGAAGGGUUCGACGACGACGGGUCUCUUCUCCAUUCCCUUGCACGCCAGUUGCGUAUCCCGACCAGUGCUAAUGCGAAUGUGUGGGAAGAUGUUGAAUAUGCUGAUGAUGCUGAUGAUACUGACGGUGGGAAAAAGGAUGUUGAUGACAACCAGCUGAGGGUGAAUGUGAUAGAAAAGCUUUACGAGGAGAACAAAGAAAUGAGUGAGAAGAUGAGUAAGGAGAAGAGUGAAGCAAAACACACGUUUCUUCUACUGGUGUUGGAUUCGGAAGGAGUGGUCAUGACCGAAGAUUAUGAUGACUUCGUGAAUAAGCUUUUUCGUCCCGAUGAAAAUGUCACGGAGAAGAAAGCUUCAUUCAAACACAAGGUUCUAAUCACGACAAGGAAAAGUGAUGAAGAAGGAUCUAUCACAAAGGACUCAAGGGUGGUUGAGGUUCAACCCUUUUCGGGGGAUGAAGCAGUGAGGUUCUUGGAAAAUCGAGUUGGGGAGGAAGUUUCUAGGGUUCCAAAUUUCGAAAUAUUUUGUGAUGCCAUUAAAGAAAGGAGAGAGGUUUUGCCUGCUCAAAUUAAUUUGUUAACAGAAGCCUUAAAUCAAAUCGCAAAAGAUGGUAUUGAAGCAUUGGAGCGUGCUUUCGAUGUUGCAGCCCUUAACAUUCUGCGGCGUGCUGACAAAGCUGACAAAGCCCUAGUUCAUUUUGCAUAUGAAAAGUUGUCUGGAGACUGCCUGAUUGAUUGCUUUUGGCAUAGCUGCAACUUCUUGGAGAAACAUGGUGCUGUUAACUACAACGAGUUGAUCACUCACUGGAUUCUGGAAGGCCAUCUUGAUCUUGCUGUUGGUCUCAAGAAGGCUUACGAGAAGGGAUACAAUGUCAUGAUGGAGCUUAUAGAUCGUGGCAUGCUGAAGAUGCGAGAACCCAAUCUUAUUGUUUUGGAAGGAGGAACGCUUCGUUUGGUGGAUCAUAGCUGUCGUGGAUUAUCUGGGAAAUCCAAGCUGGGGCUGGCUAGCGUGCUUGAGGGCGACAAAAAAAGGGUUUUUGAAAGAAUGGCACCAGCUGAUGGCAUGAUAAAGACAGUGCGAACGGAUAAGAAAGGAAAAACGGUUUCCUCACUACUGAUUGAGGGAAGCUAUCUAUGCAGGGAAGUCCCCGACACAUUCUUUCAAGAAAAAGAGCACCUCAAAGUUCUGGCAAUUUUUAAUCCCAGGCUCACAUCCCUCCCAAAAUCCAUAUCUAAAAUGGAGAAUCUGCUUGUGCUUGUGCUCAGAGACUGUUAUCUGCUGAAUGACAAUAUGGAAUGCAUUGAGAAUCUCAAAGCAUUAAUUGUUCUUGAGAUAUCUGGUGCACCCUUUCUGAAGGAACUGUCAGAAGUACUUUUUACAAACAUGAACCAACUUCGAAGCCUCAAUCUAUCUGCACUCGGAAUCAAGUCAUUGCCAGCAAGUCUCUCCAACCUAACUGAACUACGCAGGCUCAUCCUUAGACAGUGUUCUUGCCUGAAGGCUCUGCCAAAGCUAGCAAAGCUCAAAAACCUUGAGGUAUUUGAUCUUUCUGGAUGCUCCUCUUUGAUAAAGAUCCAAGAAAAAAGUUUCAAGUCAUUUGAAAAGCUUCGAGUCAUUGAUUUUUCUGAAACCAAAAUUGAGAAAUUACCAAUUGUUCAGACUCUCCCACAUUUAACACUCCUUUUGGCUAAAGGAUGUGAUCAUUUAUCUGGAUUGCGCCUAAUGAAACAUCUGCCAGACCUCAAGGUUCUUGAUGUUUCAGGUGCCACUAGGAUAAAGGAAAUACAGUAUGACAGCUUUGAUGGCACUGACAACCUUAGAAUCCUUGAUUUGUCCAAAACCGAGAUUAGAUUUUUACCUGACAGCCUUAGCAAACACCUCUGUGAUCUCAGACUGAAAGGUUGUUCUAAGCUUGAAAAACUCCCUAGCACAAAAGCACUUACAGAUCUAGAGUCUCUUGAUCUUUCCGAAGCCUCCAAUCUGCAAAAGUUGCCAGACGGAUUUUUUGCAAAUUUGUUUGGUCUUCAGUCCCUCAAACUCUCACAUACCAAAGUUGAAAAUCUUCCAUCUCUUUCCAACCUUUACAACCUUCACCGCCUUUUCCUAAAAGGUUGUUUGUUUGAAAACCUUCCAGAGUUGAAAGAACUUAAUAGCCUUGUGGAACUUGACCUCUCAGGUUGUGAAAGCCUGGUGAACUUGCCAAGCUUGGCCGAUCUUAAAUAUCUUGAGAUUAUUAAUCUUUCAAGUUGUAAAGCUCUGUCAGGAAUAGAUCAAUCCUUCCAGCACAUGUCUAGGCUUCAGGUACUCAAUGUCUCAGAAACUCAGAUUCCAUCCUUACCAUCCCUACCCAAUCCUAGCAAACUCCGGUCCCUUAUUCUAAGGAAUUGCACCAAACUAGAAAAAUCUCCAGAUUUUCAAAUCCUGUUAAAACUUGAGCAGCUUGACCUACGUGGUACAAGCUCUUUGAAGGAUAUCAAGGCCGAAUCCUUCAAUCAUCUGGCUCAGCUUCGAACACUGAAGUUAUCUAAGAUUGCAUUUGAGGGCAUGCAAUCUUCACUUUCAGCUUUGACGAAACUUGUGGUUUUGGAUCUUUCCGGAGAACCUGUUGAGUCUUUGCCAUCUCUUGACGAUCUUAGCGAACUACGGCAGCUUUUGCUAAGAGGUUGUUCGUGCUUAAAGGAGUUGCGAUCAUUGAAUUCUUGUCUAGAGGUGCUUGAUCUAUCAGGGACCAAAGUAAAGAAUCUGGGAGAAAAAAUUUCAGGGUUGACACAUUUAAAGCGUCUUCAUCUACCGGAGAAGGUGAUUGAAGAAUUUAAAGGGGAGAACGUCAAGUUCCUACCAUUGGAGGUAAACUUGGAUCGGUAUUGUAUCUCUGAGCCUUCUGAGAUUCCUAAGGGGGAUGAGAAACCUUCUAUAGUUGUGCAUGGCACAGAACUCUUCCAAAGUUUGAAGAAAGAUCCUAAGUUAGUGGAGAGUAUCAUCAGUUCUAUUUCCUCUGUUCACUCUGUUAAAACACAUGACAGAGAUGAGGACAAUUACGAUGACAGUCGUAGACAAAUCUUCAGCAAUAUAUACUCCAUGAUUAGAAAACUUCCUCUUGAGGCAAAAGAUGUACAGCUCCUGGAAAUUCGAGGAUUUGAUGAUUAUCCCACUGAUAUUGAGGUUAUUCUUGAGCACGCCAAAUAUAUCGUGCUGGUUGAAAAUCAAUUUUUGAAAAACUUGUCUGAUUUAAAGCCUGAUAGCUUGAAGAACAUGAAAGGAUGUUGGCUAGAGAGGUGCUCCGGAAUGGAGAGUAUUUUUGCCAAGGCUGAUCUUGAAAUGGAAAAAAGCCUUCUGAUUCUGUGGAUUUCCAACCUUCCCAGUUUGAAGAGUUUGUACCAAGAGAAAGUGCAAUCCAUGAGUUUUGGGAACCUAAAGAUUUUGUACAUUGAUUGCUGCCCAACACUGGAAACUGUUUUCUCAUCAGGGCAGCUGCCAGAAAACCUGGAAACUCUCCAAAUUAUGUUUUGUGAUAACUUGAAGAAUUUGUUUGGAGCUAAGGAUUCAGCCAAAAGUGAAGCUCAAACCACAAGUCCAGCAGACAAGGAAGUGGAUACCACGAGUUCCACAAAGAAGGAAGUGCAGACCACAAGUAGAAGCAAUCUCAAGCUUUUGCAUAUAUCCCAUUGCCCAAUGCUUGAAACUGUUUUCUCAUCAGCGCAGUUGCCAAAAAGCAUAGAAAUUCUACGAAUCAAGUGUUGUGGUAAGUUGAAGAGUUUUUCUGGGCAGGAGCUGAUCAACUUGGAAUUGCCAAACUUGUACACGUUACAUCUGUUAGAACUGCCAGCUUGGACUGCGUCCAGCAUCGGCCUAAAGUCAAACAAAUCAAUUCCAAAUGUUGAUGUUAGUCCCAAUAUACCUGUAGAAAAAUGUCUCAGGUCAGGAAACGCAUCAAAAGAAAUCACUAGAGCUGAUGAGAAUUGAGAUUUAAUGGAAGUCAAAGGGCCUCGAGCAGGUUGGCCGUGUGUAAUUUCAGAAAUACGAAGUGGAGAUAUACCAAUUGAGGAAAAACUAAGAGGAGGACAAUGUGGAACGUGGACAUAAGAAUCUUAGGGGUUUCCUUAUUUAGCCAUACAAUCAGAAAUUGAUCCAAGCUGCAAGCUGCUUCCUAUGAGUAUACAAGCCAAUAAAUGCUUUCCAGGAUGAGCUGCAUGGUCAAACUUUCUAUUCUUAUAACCUGGGAGUGAAGCUGCCUGCUGCAAUGUCAUAUUGUGAAGGAGAUAAGUGCUUUGGAAGUGAAGAUCUUGCCUUUUGUAAAAUCUGAUGGAAUUGCAAAACUCUAAAUCUUGAUGUAUUAGAACAUCCCCGUGUGUUUUCAAGACUCUGAAAAUUUCCUGAAUGUAUUGUUUAGUUUAAGCUUUUGAAAGUAUACCAGAAUUAUAGUUUGAAUCCAGUUUCCUGCUUUUGAAAAUUUGUUAUUCAAGGCUUGGAAAACUGCUCUUUAUUACUUGCA
This is a messenger RNA of Theobroma umbraticum, 4937 nucleotides long. RefSeq names its product putative disease resistance protein At4g19050. The record is from RefSeq and is a predicted model, not a curated record. Gene Ontology annotation, molecular function: protein binding; ADP binding. Lineage: Eukaryota; Viridiplantae; Streptophyta; Magnoliopsida; Malvales; Malvaceae.